Molecule: messenger RNA, 3141 nt
Organism: Paraglomus brasilianum
Lineage: Eukaryota; Fungi; Glomeromycota; Glomeromycetes; Paraglomerales; Paraglomeraceae
Source: the annotation of a GenBank genome assembly
AUGGUAGAAGCCGAAAUCCAGAGACAAGAACGAAAGGCCCAAAAUUAUGCAUUCGCGGAAAGCGUUCAGAAACUUCAAGAUAACAAGGAGAAAGAUACUGCCCGAAGAUUUCAAUUUUUGCUAGGACAUGAAGAAUUAUUUUCGCAUUUUAUCAACUUGAAGAAAUCAAAAGAUGAAGAGUUUAGACACCUCGUGGAAGAAACUGAGCGGUCAGGACCAAAAAUUCAGCGCAAGGAAAAGUCUAAUGAUGGAUCUCGGCGCCAUCGCAAGACAGAAAAGGAGGAAGACGAGGAAUUGUUGAAAGAUGAGGAGAACGAGGAGAAUGAGUUCAAAACUGUCUUUACAGAAUCCCCAAACUACAUAAAAAAUGGGACCAUGCGUGACUAUCAAUUACAAGGCCUGAAUUGGAUGAUUUCUUUAUUCGAAAAUGGUAUUAACGGCAUUCUGGCUGAUGAAAUGGGUUUAGGAAAAACUCUACAGACAAUCUCAUUUCUCGGAUAUCUGAAAAUUUACCGUGAUAUUUCUGGGCCACAUUUGGUGGUUGCUCCAAAGUCAACAUUAAACAAUUGGGAAAAGGAAUUUGCCAAGUGGAUACCAGAAUUUCGUGUCAUUGUAUUUCAAGGCACUAAGGAAGAACGGGCACGAAUUAUCAAUGAACAAUUACUACCGCAAAAUUUUGAAGUUUGCGUUACAUCGUAUGAUUUCUGCUUGCGAGAGAAAUCGGUUUUGAAAAAAUUUGCAUUUCAAUAUCUUGUAAUAGACGAAGCCCACCGCAUUAAAAAUGAGAAUUCUAUGCUGUCACAGAUAGUGAGAGUUCUUCAUUCGAGAAAUCGUCUCUUGAUAACAGGGACGCCCCUUCAGAACAAUUUGCAUGAACUAUGGGCAUUGUUAAAUUUUUUGUUACCGGACGUUUUCUCUUCUUCGGAUGAUUUCGAUUCAUGGUUUCAAUUUCAAGGAGGGGACCAGGAUAAAGUUGUCCAACAACUUCAUAAAGUACUUAGACCUUUUUUAUUACGAAGGAUAAAAGCUGACGUUGAGAAAUCACUUCUCCCAAAGAAGGAAAUUAAUCUUUACGUCGGCUUGUCAGUAAUGCAACGAAGAUGGUAUCAGAAGAUAUUAGAGAAAGACAUUGCAGCAGUUAAUGGCGCUUUAAGUAAGGCAGAAAGUAAAACUCGAUUACUAAAUAUUGUGAUGCAAUUGAGGAAAUGCUGCAACCAUCCAUAUUUAUUUGAUGGAGCUGAACCUGGACCCCCAUAUACUACGGAUGAGCAUCUUGUCGAGAACGCAGGGAAAAUGGUCGUUCUUGACAAGCUUUUGAAGCGAUUAAAGGCACAGGGCUCACGCGUUCUUCUCUUUAGUCAAAUGAGCCGUGUGCUAGACAUACUAGAAGACUACUGCUUGUUGCGUAAUUUUGCUUAUUGCCGCAUCGACGGACAAACCAAACAGGAUGAACGUAUUUCGUCAAUUGACGAGUUUAAUAGAAUGGGGAGUGAUAAGUUUGUCUUCCUUCUUACCACGCGUGCGGGAGGCUUGGGUAUUAACCUAACUACAGCGGAUAUCGUCAUAUUAUACGAUAGUGAUUGGAAUCCACAAGUUGACUUGCAGGCGCAAGACCGUGCACAUCGCAUUGGGCAGACGAAACAAGUCUACGUAUUUCGAUUUGUGACAGAGAACGCUAUUGAAGAAAAGGUGCUCGAAAGAGCAGCGCAGAAAUUGCGGUUGGAUCAAUUAGUUAUCCAGCAAGGCAGAGCCACGCAAAAUUCUAAAGCUGCAACUAAAGACGAACUUCUUACCAUGAUUCAGCAUGGGGCUGAAGAAAUUAUAACGUCAACUGAGAGUACAGUGACUGAUGAGGACAUUGAUUAUAUUCUCAAAAAAGGCGAAGAAAAGACUACUAAACUUAAUCAAAAGUAUCAGGGACUCGGUUUAGAAGAUCUGCAGAAAUUCACGUCCGAAUCAGCUUACGAAUGGCAAGGGGAGAAUUGGAGCAAUAAACGAAAACCGGACGGUUCAGGCUUUGUUUGGAUUGAGCCCCAAAAGCGAGAACGUAAAGCAAAUUAUGCAGUAGAUAAUUAUUAUCGUGAUGCACUUCGUGUCACGCCCAAGCCAUCUCAACCUAAAGCACCGAAGCCACCUAAGCAGAUCAACAUAAAUGAAUGGCAAUUUCCUAGUCCACGGUUAGUGGAACUGCUUAAGAAGGAAAGGUAUUAUUACCAGACACUAAAGUUAUUAUUUGUAGCCGAACCCCUCACUGAGGAAGAAAUACAAGAAAAAGAAGCUGCACUAGAGGAGGUCUUUGACGAUUGGUCGAAACGUGACUUUAAUUGUCUUAUAAAUGCGUCUGCUAAAUAUGGAAGGAAUGCUCUUGAGAGUGUUGCUAGUGAAAUCGAGGGCAAGACUUUUGAAGAAGUAUCAGCAUACGCUGAAGUUUUCUGGGAACGAUAUCGUGAACUUCCAAACUAUGAGGAAAUAAUAGCCAAAAUUGAUAGAGGCGAGGCAAGGUUGCGACAAACUAUGGAAAUACAAAUGUUACUUGAAGCCAAGGUCGCAAAGUAUCGCUCGCCCUUGAGUCAAAUGCAAAUACAAUAUAAUCAAGCUAAAGGCAAGAAUUAUACCGAGGCUGAGGAUCGAUUUUUACUUGUCAUGCUUACCAAAUACGGUUAUGGAACAGAGGAUGUUUACGAAAGAAUUCGGGAGGAAAUCGAGGCAGAAGGGAGCCUUUUUAAGUUUAACUGGUUUAUUAGGUCACGAACGACGGCUGAGAUUGCACGCCGUUGUUCUACACUUAUAAGUCUUUUGCAAAAAGAGCAAACUGAAAUAGAAGAGAAAGAACGGGAGGAACGACGAGCGCGAAUUGAUAAUAAAAAGCGAAAAGCCGAAGAAACAGCCAGUAAGCCAGGUGCAGCAAAACGUAGAGCAGGCAAGAAAGAGUCGAGCAAUGAAGAAUCCUCUGAUUCCGGAGAUGAGUCUAGUCGAAGUUCCAGUAAAAAGGUGUCUGACGAGGCAUCGGCUAAAUCGUCAAAUACCAAGGGAUCAAAAUCCUCAAGCUCCCGGUCAGUGGCCAAAUUAAAUGGUGGGAAAGCUAAUGGAACUAAAAGUGGUCGCGGAAAAAAGAUUACAAACACGAAACGCAAGGCUUGA